Zingiber officinale is the source of this 2093-nucleotide messenger RNA. Its product is annotated as probable UDP-N-acetylglucosamine--peptide N-acetylglucosaminyltransferase SEC. Gene Ontology annotation, biological process: protein O-linked glycosylation. The record is from RefSeq and is a predicted model, not a curated record. The transcript has 4 exons. Lineage: Eukaryota; Viridiplantae; Streptophyta; Magnoliopsida; Zingiberales; Zingiberaceae. Gene Ontology annotation, molecular function: protein binding; protein N-acetylglucosaminyltransferase activity. The coding region runs from base 1617 to 2093 and encodes 158 amino acids.
UCCAUGAUGCUUCCUUCCAACAUGGUGACAACCAUGCUAAUUGAAGGUCUAUUUUCUGGCUUUAUCUGUAUGCACCAUAAACCCACUAUCAUCAUCUUUUUUGUAAUUUCUUUAGUCUUAGGAUUAGCAUCAGUCUCAGGACUAACAAGACUGGUAUCAGGAGUGACCAAAUCAUAGUACUUAUCAAAACUGUCAUAAACCCAGUCUGGAAAAUAAAUUUCACUACUGUGGUCUGCCAUUGCUUUGAAGUUCUUUCUCCCUCCAACGAUUUCUAAUAUCAUCAUUCCGUAGCUAUAAACAUCUGACUUACUGGAUGCAGUCAUAUGGCGUUCUGCUUUCUAUAUACUGCAAAAAUUGAUCAGAUGUAUCAUCCCUAAUUAUUCACCCAAUUUUAAAGCCAACCCAGUGUAAAAAAGUACAGUUAGUCAUAACAAAAUUGUAGUGACCAAAUUGCCUACAUACUUAUUAGUCUAGCUUAUGAGGAACUUGAAUGGCCUCAAGAAGGUGAUCCAACUGAUAGUAGUUGAACCAAAUGAAGAUAGUGUGAAUAAAUUAUUUUAUAUAUUUUAAGAAAAAUCAUAAUAAUCUACUAUACACCAUGCAUCACUAUAUUUAGUUUCUUUCAAAUCAGUUGCCUUAUAACAUAUUAUUUCAAAUGUGCAGAUCAAAGAAGCUGAGCAAACAAGUAAAAAUUUUGAUAUCUUUUAAUAUUUCAGUGUGUAAAUAAAUAAAUAUCUAUCAAUAAAAUAUCUUAGUUUAUCUGCUUCGUUAUAGGCUUUAUGUUGGUGAGUAGCUACAAGUGGGGUCAUGUGCAUGCAUUUUAUAAUGCCCUUGUCACAUGGACCAACAACGGUUAUAUGAUAUCGAUGGAAUUAUUCUGAUAGAAAGUGGAUCUCAUUCCAUGUAUUAGGGUCAGAAGCCAUUUGGAUUCUGAUAACCCAUAAUCCAACUCAUGUGUAAUUGUUAGUCUAUCUUUAAGAACUAGUGAGGCCUUGUUAAUUGGCAGGAUGUAGCAUCAAAUUUAUCUCAACAGUUAGUAUACUUUGUAACCUUGACCGUUUAACUGAAAAUUUUUGCCAUUCCUUUCACACAUCAAAUAAUAUUAGCUGCACAAUCUUUGUUAGUAUCAAAGAAAGGUUUGUGAAUUUAGCCAGAAAAUGUUAUGGUGAUCUCAGAUGGUACGUCUUCUUUAGUACUAAGGUUGUGCCUAUAGUUGAUCAGCGUCUUCUGUUUUUGCAACAUACUACGCCCUUUGUAUAUUGUUGCUCCCUGCUUUAUUGAAUUCUUUAUCAAACCUUCACUUUCCUUGAUGGUUGCUUGCCUCCUAAUUGAAGGGGAAGCAUUGACAAAACUGUUAUUUAAGCUAUUGUUUGUAGAACGGCCAGAGCUUGUGGAUAUUAUAGGGUGACUUUUUAAUUUGGAUAUUUUUAUUCUCUUAAGUUUUUUUUCCUUGUUGAAUAACUUCAUUUUAAUAAUUUUUCCCAUGUCAUGCUUUGCUUUACAACCUAACCAUCCACAAGCAUUGUCAAGCCUUGAUAAGCUUUAGAAAUGUUUGAUGACAACUGUGCGGAUAGUUUAUUUUUGUUCCUUAAUGAAACUUCUCUUCAUGCAGCAACAUGAUGAGUGUUGCUGCAUCAUUCUAUAAGGCAACUUUAGCAGUUACAACAGGGAUAUCUGCGCCCUUCAACAACUUAGUUAUUAUAUACAAGCAACAGAUACUAGGCAACACCUACAUAGCUACACUGCUAGUUCAACCUUUGCUUCCUGCGUGGAUAUUCAAUCAUGAGAAUUGCUGCUUUCUGCUAGUUCAGACUGAUGUUGAUGGUCUUGUCAAUAGAGGGAACACAUUUAAGGAGAUUGGUAGAGUUACUGAAGCAAUUCAGGAUUAUAUACGUGCUGUGAAUAUCAGACCAACUAUGCCUGAAGCCCAUGCAAAUUUGGCUUCAGCUUACAAAGAUAGUUUACAAAUCUCAAGUACUCCAGAGUUGAAAUUGAUGAAGUGCGGUUCGAGUGGUGUAGCAGCCAUUCUUGACAAGCUGCUACUUCAACGUGCUGCAGUUGCUUCUUCAAUGUGUAGAACCUCAUUUAAUUGA